AUGUGUAUAAAUUUAAAAACAACCAUAAUCUCUUUGCAAGAAACCAUUAACUCGCAUGAGCAACACCAGUUACGUAAUGAGUUGGAAAUAGUCGGCAUUCCAGAAAACAGCAACGAAAAUUUAAUGCACAUACUAUUAACUACCUCUAAAAAAUUAGGAGUCGAGCUACAAGACACCGAUAUCGACCAGGUAAUCAGAGUUGGGUUGAGGCAAUCUGCACCAUCAUCCUCUUCCACAACAAGACCAGUGGUCGCGAAAUUCACCCACAAAAAUAAAAGAGAUGAACUGCUUGCCGCCGCAGGUACAAGACGUGGGCUAACAUCCAAAGACAUCAUCAGUGGAACGUCAUCUACGCUGUACUUUAAUGAACGACUGACCAAAACAAAUAGGCAGCUUUUCGGUGAAGCGAGAAGGUUCGCAAAAGAACAUAUUUAUAAAUUUUGCUGGGUUCGAAAUGGUAAUAUCCUUAUACGAAAAGCUCCAAAUGGCGAUGGUAAAAAAAAUCCAGUCUAUACCAUACGAUCAAAGGAUGACUUGGAUAGACUUUUUCGCGCAUCUACUACUUGCCCGGAAAUCACCAACGCGACUGCUGACCAUGUCUAAUCAUAUUAUAAUUUAUCAAAACAUUAUAUAUACUAUUGGAAUAUCUCACGCUUUCAAAAAUGUUAUGCUGUACAUUCGAACUCUCUUCAAAACACUCGUAAUAUAUACAUAUAACGUGGCCGAAUUUAAAUUUACCUAUAACGUCACACAUAAUUCAUUUAGUCAACAUGACUUCCUUAGAAGUAAUAAAUGACAUUGACAAUUCUUUUAACAUAAAGUGCCACAAAAUCGAUAAAGCUGAAGA
Messenger RNA from Bombyx mandarina (wild silkworm), 847 nucleotides. RefSeq lists its product as uncharacterized. NCBI's taxonomy places the organism in Eukaryota, Metazoa, Arthropoda, Insecta, Lepidoptera, Bombycidae. The record is from RefSeq and is a predicted model, not a curated record.